AUGUUUUGCGACAGUGGUGGUAGGUUAGUUGACUAAGCGUGAACUCGCUUUACGGCCUUCCCUUACUUGGAGCCGGCUUCAGGAAGAAGGGCCGUAUCACGGCCUAAAAAAAAAUCCGGGGACAUCAGUCAUAAGAAACGGCGGGAAGGCGGUGGAACCACAAUGGCAAAGUUUCAUGCUCCGGUGAUAAAUGAUAACCCGCUUGGAUGGGGGCCUUGCUCUGUGCCCGAUCAGUUUAAGGAUAUGCCAUACCAGCCGUUCAGCAAAGGAGAUCGACUGGGCAAGGUUGCUGACUGGACGGGAGCUACGUACCAGGACAAGAGAUACACCAAUAAAUACUCGUCUCAGUUUGGCGGCGGCAGUCAGUAUGCCUACUUUCAUGAAGAGGACGAGACCAGCUUCCAACUUGUUGACACUACCAAGAUGCAGAAGACUGCGUACCAGAAGAACAGACUGCGAUUUGCCCAGCGUAAUUUGCGUCGAGAUAAAGACAGGCGAAAUAUGCUUCAGUUCAAUAUGCAGACACUGCCUAAAAGUGCUAAGCAGAAGGAGAGGGAUCGUCUUAGACUUCAAAAGAAAUUCCAGAAGCAGUUUGGAGUGCGGCAAAAAUGGGACCAGAAAUCUCAGACGCAGUUAAAACCACGUGAUUCCUCUGUAGAGGUCAGAAGCGACUGGGAGGUGAAAGAGGAGAUGGAUUUUCAGAGGCUGAUGAAGAUGCGUUACCUGGAGGUUUCUGAUCCGUUGGACAUAGAGUGCUGUGGAGCUGUGGAGUUCUACGAUAAAGCCUUUGACCGAAUCACCACCAGGAGCGAGAGACCUUUAAAGAGCAUCAAAAGAAUAUUCCACACUGUGACCACCACAGACGAUCCCGUUAUCCGCAAGCUUGCCAAGACCCAGGGCAACGUCUUUGCCACAGAUGCCAUCCUUGCCACACUCAUGUGCAGUACACGAUCUGUUAAUUCCUGGGACAUCAUUGUGCAAAGAGUGGGGUCCAAGAUCUUCUUCGAUAAGAGAGACAACUCUGACUUUGAUUUGCUUACUGUCAGCGAAACUGCAAAUGAACCUCCUCAGGAUGAAGUAAACUCCUUGAAUUCCCCCCGAAAUCUGGCUAUGGAAGCCACUUAUAUCAAUCACAACUUCUCCCAGCAGUGCCUGCGAAUUGGACAAGAAAAAUACAAAUUUCCCAACUCGAACCCCUUCGUAGAAGAUGACGUUGAUAAGAAUGAGGUGGCAUCUGUUGCAUACAGGUACCGCCGUUGGAAGCUUGGAGAUGAUAUUGACCUUGUGGUGCGGUGUGAACAUGACGGUGUAAUGACUGGAGCCAAUGGGGAGGUUUCCUUUGUUAACAUCAAGACGCUUAAUGAGUGGGACUCUAGGCACUGCAAUGGUGUAGACUGGCGUCAGAAGCUGGAUUCCCAGAGAGGAGCUGUGAUUGCUACAGAGCUAAAGAAUAACAGCUACAAGCUGGCCCGUUGGACCUGCUGUGCCAUGCUCGCUGGAUCAGAGUACCUGAAAUUGGGCUAUGUGUCUCGUUACCAUGUGAAGGAUUCCUCCCGCCAUGUGAUUCUGGGCACCCAACAGUUCAAACCAAGCGAGUUUGCCAACCAGAUUAACCUGAGCAUGGAGAAUGCCUGGGGCAUCCUGCGCUGUGUGGUGGACAUCUGCAUGAAGCUAGACGAGGGCAAAUAUCUCAUUUUGAAAGACCCCAACAAGCAAGUUAUUCGCAUCUACAGCCUCCCUGACGGCACGUUCAGCUCUGAUGAGGACGAGGAUGAUGAUGACGACGACGAUGAUGAUGACGUUGAAGAGGAAGAGAGCUGAACCUGCAGACAUUCCCAAUGUCCUCUCACAAGAUCCUCCGACAUUGAAUAUGGACAACCUGUUAUUAGUGACAAAUAAAAUUUAUUACACUCA
Molecule: messenger RNA, 1914 nt
Organism: Bombina bombina (fire-bellied toad)
Lineage: Eukaryota; Metazoa; Chordata; Amphibia; Anura; Bombinatoridae
Gene: EIF3D
Product: eukaryotic translation initiation factor 3 subunit D
Exons: 16
Coding region: 163-1821 (552 amino acids)
Biological process (GO): translational initiation
Cellular component (GO): cytoplasm; eukaryotic translation initiation factor 3 complex
Molecular function (GO): translation initiation factor activity
Source: RefSeq, a predicted model, not a curated record